AUGUUGGAAAGUCUUCAGAAAGUGGAAAAGGCCCUUGAAUUUGAGGGUCUCCGGAUCAAUGAUCUAGAACAGAAGAACAAGGAGCUGAAAAGCAGACUAGGAAAGAUGGAGAAAGCUUAUAAUGAUCUGGAACAGAGAGUUAGUAAUCAAGAUCGUGAAGCCAACAAGGCUGAACGAUUCUCUCGGAGAAAUAAUCUGCGGAUCGUCGGGAUUGAGGAAUCAACAGGCGAUCAAACAGAGGAUUGUGUCGUGAAAGUGGAAGACAUCCUCAGUACGAAAUUUAACAUGAACAUCAAGGUUGAGCGUGCUCAUCGUGAUGGGAAGAAAGGAGAUAAGCCACGACACAUUUUGGUCAAGACAUUGUCAAUACGUGAGAAGGUCGACAUCAUGAAGAAGUCAAGGGAGGCCCUAAAUAAGGAGAAAUACUACAUUGUCGAUGAUCUGACGCUGGCAGACCUUACAGAAAAGAAGAAGUACAAAAAACAAGUACAAGAUCUGUUCAUGAAGGGAACUAAACUACGCUUUUAUGCAGGAGUUUGGAGGGGUGAUGGAGGUGUUCCUUAUUUCUCUGCUUAA
Molecule: messenger RNA, 576 nt
Organism: Strongylocentrotus purpuratus (purple sea urchin)
Lineage: Eukaryota; Metazoa; Echinodermata; Echinoidea; Camarodonta; Strongylocentrotidae
Exons: 1
Coding region: 1-576 (191 amino acids)
Source: RefSeq, a predicted model, not a curated record